Messenger RNA from Hibiscus syriacus, 1411 nucleotides. RefSeq lists its product as uncharacterized. The record is from RefSeq and is a predicted model, not a curated record. The transcript has 4 exons. The coding region runs from base 89 to 1390 and encodes 433 amino acids. Lineage: Eukaryota; Viridiplantae; Streptophyta; Magnoliopsida; Malvales; Malvaceae.
AGGAUUAAGAUAUCAUUAAAACCCGAAUUCUCAGCUUCUCACUCACUUUCUUCCCUCUCCUUUGAGAACCUAAACAAGCCAUUCAUUCAUGGGAGACAAUAGGGAACCAUUGGUGGACCGAUCAAGCUUCAAAAGAAGCAUUUCCCACCCACUAGAUGAGUUCCAAACCUUCCGAACAUACUUACGUUGGAUGUGUAUGGACCAAUCCAACAUCUGGACAACUUGCUUGUCCUGGUUCUUGUUCAUUGUUUUAGGUCUCGUGGUUCCUUCUCUGUCUCGUUUUCUCUUGGCUUGUUCCACUUGCGAUGCCAAGCAUGCGAGGCCUUACGAUUGGGUGAUUCAGUUGUCUUUGAGCAGCGUCUCGGCCACAUCUUUCGUUUGUCUGACGAGGUUCGUCAAGAAGUAUGGGUUGAAGAGGUUCAUGUUUUUUGAUAAACUUUAUAAUGAAAGUGAGACUGUUAGGAAAGGCUACACUGCUCAGCUCAAUAGAUCAUUGAAGAUCGUAUCCAUUUUCGUUCUUCCAUGUUUCCUAGCCGAGACUGCAUACAAAGUAUGGUGGUAUGCCUCAGGUGCCUCACAAAUUCCUUUCUUAGGCAUCGUCUGGUUGAGUGACAGUGUAGCCUGUUUCAUGGAGUUAUCGUCGUGGCUCUAUCGGACGACGGUUUUCUUCCUCGUCUGUGUCCUUUUCCACCUCGUCUGCAACCUCCAAGUUCUCCGGCUCCAGGACUUUGCCUUGUUCUUCCAAGUCGAGUCGGAUGUGGGUUCGGUAUUGAUUGAACACCUACGAAUACGAAGGCAUUUGCGGAUCAUCAGCCAUCGGUUUCGCUCGUUCAUAUUAUGGUGCUUGAUCUUGAUCACUGGCAGCCAAUUCACGUCAUUGCUUAUCACUUUAAAGGCCACAUCGGAAUUGAACAUUUACAAAGCUGGAGAACUUGUUAUGUGCUCUUUAACUCUACUCACUGGACUCUGUAUACUAUUACGAAGCGCGACAAAAAUAACACAUAAAGCGCAGGCGGUUACAUGCCUUGCAUCGAAAUGGCACAUUUGUGCAACGCUAGAUUCUUUCGAUGUGAAUGAUGGUGAGACACCAAGGACUCCGGUCAUUCACGCCCACCAAGCAUGUCCUCGUGUUGGAACAGAUGGUGAAUCAGAGAGUGAAGAUGUUGGCGACGAAGAAGAUGACUUGGAUAACAAUAAUUUGAUCCCGGUUUAUGCUUACAGUACCAUUUCGUACCAAAAAAGACAAGCUCUAGUGACAUAUUUUGAGAACAAUCGAGCAGGGAUUACGGUCUAUGGAUUCAUGUUGGAUAGGGGGACGCUUCACACAAUUUUUGGCAUUGAAUUAUCUCUUGUUCUAUGGUUAUUGGGGAAAACCGUUGUUUUCUCUUGAUUCGGGUAUUCGGGUAUUGGU